This is a messenger RNA of Equus quagga, 945 nucleotides long. RefSeq names its product olfactory receptor 6C6. The record is from RefSeq and is a predicted model, not a curated record. Gene Ontology annotation, biological process: G protein-coupled receptor signaling pathway. The transcript has a single exon. Lineage: Eukaryota; Metazoa; Chordata; Mammalia; Perissodactyla; Equidae. Bases 1 to 945 code for a protein of 314 amino acids. Gene Ontology annotation, cellular component: membrane. Gene Ontology annotation, molecular function: G protein-coupled receptor activity; olfactory receptor activity.
AUGAAGAACCAAUCAAUGGAAAUAGAAUUCAUUCUCCUAGGACUGACAGAUGACCCACAAUUACAAAUUUUGAUUUUUCUGUUUCUAUUUCUUAACUACUCAUUGAGCCUGAUGGGGAACUUAAUCAUUAUCCUCCUCACCCUGCUGGAUCCUCGCCUCAAGACACCAAUGUAUUUCUUUCUCCGAAAUUUUUCAUUUUUGGAAAUCAUAUUCACAACAGUAUGUAUUCCCAGGUUCCUGAUAACCCUUGUGACUAGAGAAAAAACCAUUUCGUAUAAUAAUUGUGCAGCUCAAUUAUUUUUUAUUCUUUUACUGGGAGUUACAGAGUUUUACCUUCUGGCUGCCAUGUCCUAUGACCGCUAUGUUGCCAUCUGCAAACCCCUGCAUUACCCAGUCAUUAUGAGCAGCAAAGUCUGCUACCAGCUUGUACUCAGCUCCUGGGUAACUGGGUUCCUAAUCAUCUUUCCCCCAUUGCUCAUGGGACUCAAGCUGGAUUUCUGUGCUUCCAACAUAAUUGAUCACUUUAUGUGUGAAACGUCUCCUAUCCUGCAGAUCUCCUGCACAGAUACGCGUAUCCUGGAACUGAUGUCUCUUGUCUUAGCCGUGGUGACACUUGUGGUCACACUGGUGCUAGUGAUUCUCUCUUACACUUGCAUCGUUAAGACCAUUCUGAAGUUCCCUUCUGCACAGCAAAGGACCAAAGCUUUUUCCACCUGCACUUCCCACGUGAUCGUUGUCUCCAUGACUUAUGGCAGCUGUAUCUUUAUGUACGUUAAACCAUCUGCAAAGGAAAGAGUGACUGUCUCCAAAGGUGUAGCUUUGCUGUACACCUCAGUUGCCCCUGUACUGAAUCCCUUCAUUUACACCCUAAGGAACCAGCAGGUGAAAGAAGUCUUCUGGGAUAUGUUACAAAAGAUGAUGUGUUUUUCGAAAAGACUAUUAUAA